Umbelopsis ramanniana AG is the source of this 1007-nucleotide messenger RNA. RefSeq lists its product as uncharacterized. Bases 290 to 709 code for a protein of 139 amino acids. The record is from RefSeq and is a predicted model, not a curated record. Lineage: Eukaryota; Fungi; Mucoromycota; Umbelopsidomycetes; Umbelopsidales; Umbelopsidaceae. The transcript is spliced from 3 exons.
UCUACAGCCACAUCAAAUCGGGUAUCGGUUGACCGAAGGGAUAUAACACAUCUGUGAUGCUGCAGCAAGGACAACUGUUAAUUAUAGCUUCUGCUUUGCAUAGCAUCUACUCUAUUAUUUUUAUACGAAGGUAUGCUUAAUCAGCUGUAUAAGGCAGCAGGUUUUUUGGUUCCCACAAUGUCUGUUCAAACUCGACACCCUGGUCAAACAGAAUACCUCAAUUUUUGAAUAUUUGAUUGGCCCAAAGUUUGAUAAUUCUUUGGACCCACCAUAACUGUUUAUUCCCCAAAUGAACGCCAUUGCGAAAGAUUUUCUGCUGAACAAUGCUCAUUUUGCCGUAGUCGGGGCAAGCACCAAUCGUUCUAAAGUUGGUAAUCAAGUGUUACGAUGGUACCAAGACCGAAAGCUCCCUGUAACUCCAAUUAAUCCUAAAGAACCGACGGUAGAAGGCCUUCAGUCGGUCACUUCGGUAUCCGAACUCCCAGACCCUAAGAACACCGCAUUAUCCAUCAUUACUCCUCCGAGUGUCACCCUUAAGACACUGCAAGAUGCACAUGCUGCUGGCAUUACUUAUGUAUGGCUACAGCCCGGAACGGACAAUGAAGAAGUGAUUUCAUAUGCCAAGCAGAAUGGCUUCAAAUUUGUAGCAGGAGGUCCAUGCAUUUUAGUCAUGGGUGACUCUCUUUUACAACAAGGAAGUCGUCUGUAAAAAAUGUCUUUGUUUUCUCAAUGUAGUUAUUUACCACUGUGUUGUCAUCAUGAGUAUGACAUGAUCAGACCAUGGAUUCGUAAUUUCCAAUGACUCUAUCUGGGAAUGGAGACUUGGUUCACUUAAACUCCUCGGAUUCCCUUGCGAGAUGUGACCCCUAAAUGAAAUGUCUGCGGUCAAUAAAUUGAGAACAAAUAUCUCAGCAAAUCUACACUGACGUUCUUCGGUCGUCUUUCAAGUUCUUUUGUGGCGUGCAUUGUCAACACCCGUAUUGUUCUUUCGACUCCUCUCUGGAUCU